UCAACGUCCAGUUGGGUGUCCUCGAGAAGAUGGCUACAUUCGUCUCCGCUCUUGGCGGCUAAGAAGUUGGCUGCAGUGGUGACGUGUGUAGCCAUGAACGCGUCCAACGCGCGCUCCAGCUCGCGAAGAGCGGUGUCACCGCUGGAAUCCCGACCCGUGCCGCGCUUCAUGGCGUUCAGACUGUUCCCGACUAAUUGGGGAGAUCUCCGCCUAAAGAGUCGUAACGAAAACCUCAGUUUAAAGAGUUGGAACUCAUGAGCUCUCCACCGUCUCGUCCGUUGCCUCCGCGAUCAGGAGAUAAUGAAUCCAUCUUGGUGUCUCCUUUGAAUCCAUUGUUACCUACGGGAUAUCGCAACAUCCAGCCAUUUCAGAAGGGCAAAGGUUGGCACUCGAACGGUAGAACGCCGCGCCAUCGAGUGGCUUCGACACAAGCUGAUGAUACAGACAGCGGAGGUAUCGUGUUCCCACUACUUCCAGGCCAUGAACAUCCUCGAGAUAUUCAAGGCCCCGAUGCUAGUGCUAUUGAAAUGGCUACAUCCGAUGAUCGACAGGAGAAUGAAGCCAUAACUAAACCAACCGUGAUCUCGCCGAGAGCACCGACACAACCGAACGGAGCGCCCCGACGACCUUCACGAACAGAUAUCCGAACAAACUCUGGUAGUUUUCGCAGUCGUGCGUUGUCUGGAUCCCCUCGCAACAGUUCGCGACCGACGUCACCUGCUACUGAUGAAAAUCUCAAGACUCAUAAAGAGGAGACGAUGGCUACAGGUCCAGAUCCAGUGUUAAUGCAGCAGCUUUGGCAGGAAUAUGCAGCUCGAUCGCACGCUACAAACCGUCACGUUGACGCCGCAGCGUAUCACGAGAAAAUGCAUCGUCGUUAUGGUGAGCAACGAGCGUUAAAGGAACGAAUUGCCCAGCUUGAACAAGCUCUUGAAUCCAUGGAGAAUGAGCGGAAUGAGGCUCAGCAACAAGCUGAAAACGCUUCUAAAAAGCUUGAGCUUCUGGUAGCGGAGACUUCUGGCUCUGGAGCUAAAACAGCAGCUCUCAAGCCUCAAGCUGGAGAACCAGUAAAUGCCGAGGAGAAAUCGUACAGAGAGCGCAGUUUUGCGCUUGAACGUGCUCUAUUACAGACUAAAAGCUCGCUGUUAGCGUUGCAAGAACAGCUUCGACAAGAAAUUAUAGAAACCACAGAUCGUACACAGGCGUUAGAGGCUCAACUAGUGCUGGAACGCAAUACCAACUUGGAGCUAGCACGACAACUACGUGAGACCUCAGUGGGCUUUACGCGUGUAUCGGAAGAACUUGUAGAGACUCGUGUGGGUCUGGAGCGUGAACAGCAACGCUCGCAAGAGAUAAUGGAGCAAGCACGUUUACAGAAUGCUCAGGUAUUGUCGGAUAACCGUCGCGAACAGCUUGAAAACCGGAUGAAACUUGCUGUGCGUUCUCUUGGACGUGAGGCUCUGAAGCAGAAGAUGGAGACACUACUGCGUCGUACGAUGCGAGCAGAGCAGAAUAUGCGAGUCGCUCAACUCGAGACGGAGUGUGUGAGUCGAGAACGUGAUGCCAUGCGCGAGCAAUUGGAGCAAGUAUUAAGUAGCCAUGCCAUAAAGUAUCACUCAUUAGGGGCCAGUGGAGGUAUACCAGGCAUUUUGAAGCGGAGUACGCAGCUAACAAGUGGAUCUCGAAUGAUCAGUGACCAAUUGCUGCUAUUACAAGUGCUAUAUGAGGAAACGGAGCAGCCUGAGGACCCGAAUGAUGGUUUCAGCAUCCAUUUUGUGGCGUACGAACCCCGUUCAGCACAAGACGACUUCCUCACGUUCCACCUGCGCGAUAUUCAGCGGCUUGUACCCAAUCAUGAGAGUUACUUGGCUCGACAUUCAGUACGACGUCGCGAACGAUUGGAAGCUCUUGCAGAGCUGCUAGUGGGCCAUGUUCACGCAGGCUACAAGAACGGCCACCUCGUUCUAGCUGAGACCACUGACCCUGAAGCUGCUACUCGAUUCCCAGCAGAGCAGUCUACUUCACUUCAAGAUCAACAGCAGAUUCAACAGGUGACAGUCUACAGAGGCACACGGUAUCUCUCGGUCACUGGCGAAGAGAACAGUGACGAUGUUCUCGUGGACUUGACUGUGACAGAAGCUUUCGCCGAUGCAACGUCACAGGUUUGGUGGUUGGAGGUUCGUGCUGUGGUGUUAGACUGCGAAGGAUACAGCGAGCCACUGAGCACUAAAGUGGAUCUGCGCCAGCUUCUAACAUUCUGCUCGACGUUCGCAAGUUAUCGCCCCAGUCAGCGUCAUGAUGGCAACAGUGAGGACCCAGAACUCUUUGCAGUGCACGAAGAACUGCUAGGACCUCUUUUUAACAACCUUCGAGUCAUUGGUGAAGCUGGAGAGAUGGCUACACUCGUAGUGAUCGGAACAGAUGAUGAAAAGCAGCCUCCUACGAGUGAGCCCCUGCAUUCAAGAAGGUUAUCUGUGGAGAACCAGAGCAUCAAACCAAAAGAAAAUGAGACUGUGGCCCUCCGUACACCCGUUCCAAGUACACUUACGCACCAGAGUGUUGUGAAUGUUGGUGAGGUCUUCUAUUGCGUACGGUUGCAGGAACUCUGGGACGGCGAGUUGUUGCUGGAUAUCACUAUGGAUGACCCUGAAACACAGCAACAUUUCCAUCGUAUGUUGUAUGAACCGCAGUUGGCAAAAUUAGUUGAACGAUUGGCACGAGAUGGAGCUCUUGAUAACGAAGACGACGAGGAAGCAGCUCGGCAGGUUAAAUACGGUCUAGCCUCCGUGCUCCAUCGUCCGCUCUGUAAACUUGUGGUAAGUAACAUUCGGCCAGUGCUCCCUCACCCCAGCCAGAACAGCAAUAAGGCCACAACGCAGGCAGGAGAUAUCGAUGUUGGCUUUCUCUUCGAUGACGAGAGAAGCGGUGAAGAAGGCGAGGCUGGAGCAUACGAGGUCUGUACAUUAGUACUCGAAGGAGCAGUAUGUGCCUCUCUGGGGUGGAGUACUAGCCGAGAAGCCCGAGUAAUUACUGCAUCAAGGAACACGCAAGUAGAUGAGAGUGCAGUACAAAAGGUGCUCCACGAUAUUCUGGCAGAUGAAGAUGCAACCGCUCAAGUCAACCGACAACGAGCAGGUGUUCGCUGUCGAGGUGAAGCAGGAUUCUUGCUGGUUCAAAUCAUUUCUGCUAACCUCUCGUACUGCGGAGACGUCACAAUUUUCGAUGGGUUACCAAUAGCAACGGAGCACGACGGCUUAAGCCUACUGCCGUUGGUCCUAGUAGUCAAAGACCGAGAAAGUGAAGACUCACCGAUUCAGUUAGUGUUUGAGGCCCUUGGAAUUGAUGAUGAAGACAGCUCUGAAAUUAUUAGAAGGGUGUUAACGAGUAGCUACGGACCGGAAAGCGUGAUAGAUCACGAUAUGUAG
Phytophthora nicotianae INRA-310 is the source of this 3425-nucleotide messenger RNA. RefSeq lists its product as hypothetical. The record is from RefSeq and is a predicted model, not a curated record. Lineage: Eukaryota; Oomycota; Peronosporomycetes; Peronosporales; Peronosporaceae. Bases 255 to 3425 code for a protein of 1056 amino acids. The transcript has a single exon.